Exophiala viscosa is the source of this 888-nucleotide messenger RNA. RefSeq lists its product as uncharacterized. The record is from RefSeq and is a predicted model, not a curated record. Bases 107 to 742 code for a protein of 211 amino acids. NCBI's taxonomy places the organism in Eukaryota, Fungi, Ascomycota, Eurotiomycetes, Chaetothyriales, Herpotrichiellaceae. The transcript is spliced from 2 exons.
AUGCGACGACUCUGCAGUUGUAUCGCUACAACGUCGCAUUGGGUUCAAUUCUGUCACUGUUCACAUCGGGCAUCAUUGGCGGGUGCUGUUAUGAUCCCUUUCGACGAUGAAUCCGGAACCUAACUCGAUCCAUGAACGGAUCGAGACCUUUGACCGUCCGAGCUCGGUCGACACUCCUAUCGCCAUGAGCAGAUUCGUUCAACUUUGCAAGGAAUAUAUUUCCUAUACUAGGACUGUACGGAAAGGAAGUGACCACGACCAGCAGGAGAAAGCCACAUGCAGGACUUUCUUAGCCAUUGUCAAGCUCCCGCAUGUCUGGCCAGUCGUGCAGUGCUUGAUCGAAGAGUUUCAAUACCCGAUGAAGGACCUCGAGGAGGACGGCACGAUAUUCCGCGAAAUACUCCGCAUACUGAAGCGAGACAAGACUCCGCCCCAGAUUCUGCCCACCCCAAGUGAAUACGAUCUCUGGGAACAGGAGACUUAUUGGACCCGGGUCACGGCUGCGUUCGACUAUCUGACCUUUGCCUGGGAGCACCAGAACAGCGCACCUGGAGCGGCGGGUAAGCGACGAGCGGACGAACGGGCGCAGGACGCCAAGGUCAAAGUCACCCAAUUCAUUGAUAUCGUGACGCAAGCCAUGGGUGAUGCGGACCUCGCCCAGCUUGAUAGGGGCUCCGACGAUGAAGAUGUCGAAGCCGAGGAGGUACCAGACAGCCAACUGGACGACCCUGCUGAAGGAUGAGCCACUAUUGAACAUCGAAGAUGAGACCAGAGGGGCGUGGCUCCCUGACAAGCAGCGCCACUUGACUCGGUGUAUUCUUGAUAUUCAGUCUGCUGGCCCUCGACUUCUCUUUAUGCUGUGAGCACCAAUAAAGGAAUACAAACCCG